This is a messenger RNA of Telopea speciosissima, 3058 nucleotides long. Its product is annotated as DNA topoisomerase 1. NCBI's taxonomy places the organism in Eukaryota, Viridiplantae, Streptophyta, Magnoliopsida, Proteales, Proteaceae. Gene Ontology annotation, cellular component: chromosome. The transcript has 20 exons. Gene Ontology annotation, biological process: DNA topological change. The record is from RefSeq and is a predicted model, not a curated record. Gene Ontology annotation, molecular function: DNA topoisomerase type I (single strand cut, ATP-independent) activity; DNA binding. The coding region runs from base 124 to 2691 and encodes 855 amino acids.
AAUCUUCCAGCAGAGGAGAGCCAGGAUACACAGUUGGCAGUGGUGGGCAGUCCUCCUUCCACAAACAAGAAGUCCACAAAGUCAGAAUCAAAUGGGAACUCUACUAGAACUGGUAAAUCUAAGAUGAAAAAUACUAUUACAAAAUCAAGUAAGGCCUCCUUGAGACAAAGCAACAAGUCUGUGCAAGAUUCCUCCAGCAGCAAGUUGCCAAAGGCUCAGAAAUUGUUAGAUGAGGGAAAGAUUAGGCCUUUUGGGAGCACAUUGAAGCCAUUAUACCCUCCCACUGGGAAAUCUGUUGUAGUAGUGGAGUCCCUCACAAAAGCAAAGGUUAUUCAGAGCUACCUCGGGGAUAUGUUUGAAGUCCUGCCUAGCUAUGGUCAUGUGAGAGAUUUGGCUGGUAGGUCAGGAUCUGUACGACCUGACAAUGGUUUCAGUAUGGUAUGGGAGGUUCCAGCUGCUGCAUGGACUCAUCUUAAGAGUAUUAAGGUUGCGCUAAAUGGGGCAGAAAAUCUUAUCCUUGCAUCUGAUCCCGACCGUGAAGGAGAGGCGAUAGCGUGGCACAUUACAGAGAUGUUGCUACAGCAGGAUGCUUUGCAUGAAAACAUCACUGUAGCAAGGGUCGUGUUUCAUGAAAUAACUGAAUCAUCCAUCAAAAGUGCCCUGCAGUCUCCAAGAGACAUUGAUGUGGACUUGGUUCAUGCUUACCUUGCACGUCGUGCUCUUGAUUACUUGAUUGGAUUCAACAUUUCACCAUUGUUGUGGAGGAAAUUGCCUGCUUGCCAAUCUGCUGGGCGGGUCCAAUCAGCAGCUUUGGCUCUAAUAUGUGAUAGAGAAAUGGAAAUCGAUGAAUUUAAACCACAUGAGUAUUGGACUGUUGAUGUUGAAUUUAACAAACAAAAGCCUGGUUCCUUGGACAAUGGCUCUUUCACAUCACACUUGACACACUUCGAUUCUAAGAAGUUAGAGCAGUUGUCAAUCAGUUCUCAUGUGGAGGCGAAAUCCAUUGAACAGAAAAUUACUUCAUCAAAUUUUGAAGUGGUACGCUCUAAAAGGAGCCAAAUAAGAAAAAAUCCUCCGACACCAUACAUAACAUCAACUAUUCAGCAGGAUGCUGCAAACAAAUUACAUUUCACAGCCACAUACACGAUGAAGCUUGCCCAGAAGCUAUAUGAGGGAGUUAAACUUACGAAUCAGGAGGCAAUGGGAUUGAUAACAUACAUGCGGACAGAUGGUCUCCACGUUUCCAAUGAAGCUGUGGAGGACAUACAUUCCUUGGUCAUGGAAAGGUAUGGGCAGGAUUUUGCAUCAGACUGCCCUCGUAAGUACUUUAAGAAGGUGAAGAAUGCUCAAGAGGCCCAUGAAGCUAUCAGACCAACCAGCAUUCGGAGGUUACCAUCUAUGCUAGUUGGAAUACUUGACGAAGAUUCCUGGAAGUUAUAUACUCUUAUAUGGACUCGAACAAUGGCCUCCCAAAUGGAACCCACUGUGAUUGAUCAGAUACAACUUGAUAUUGGAGGUGAUGGUGAGUCCAUUCUUAGAUCUACCUGCUCAAGAAUCAACUUUCUUGGAUAUCAAGCAGUUUAUAAGGAUAUAGAAGCUGCGCCUCUCGGAUAUGAAGAAAAGGAAAGGGAUCCUCGUGAGGAACUUUUUGGUGUUCUCUCUGCUCUGAAGUCAGGAGAUCCAUUGUAUCUUGAUAAAGUGGAGCUCAAGCAGCAUUUCACACAACCUCAUCCACGCUACUCUGAAGGGUCAUUGGUUAAAAAGCUGGAGGAACUUGGGAUUGGAAGACCUUCUACUUAUGCAAAUAUUAUGAAGGUUUUACAGGAUAGGAAUUAUGUGACAGUAAAGAUUCGAGUAUUAUAUCCCGAAUUUCGUGGCCGUAUGGUAUCGGCUUUUCUUGCCCACCAUUUCUCUGAGGUGACAGACUAUAGUUUCACUGCUGAUAUGGAGACUGAGCUUGAUAAUGUUUCUGCGGGGGUAACUGAAUGGAAGGGCCUUCUAAACGAUUAUUGGACGCGGUUUAGUAUGUAUUGUGAGACUGCUGCAGAUGUCAGCCCACGACAGGUGGAGAAAAUGUUGGAGGAAACAUUUGGAGAUUUCUUAUUUGCUUCUCUUCCAGACAGGACAUGCCCAAGUUGUUCAACGGGUACUUUGGUCUUUAAAGUGAGUAGGAUUGGUGCAGGCUAUUUUAUCGGUUGUGAUGAGCACCCGAAAUGCAAGUAUAUUGCAAAGACAAUGUACGGGGAUGAUGAAGAAGAUGAUACUGAUAAACAGGAGAUGAUUUCCGAGCCAAAACUGUUGGGUCUUAAACCUGGUACUAAUGAGAAGGUUUUUCUGAAGAGUGGCCCCUAUGGGUUCUAUGUCCAGCUUGGUGAAGAUAGAAAGGGACACCUGCCAAAGAGAGCUUCUGUCUCUCAGAUAAAGGAUGUGGAGACCAUCACCUUAGAACAAGCACUUGAGUUGCUACAGUAUCCUGUACUUCUGGGGGAGCAUCCAGAGGAUAAGCAACCAGUCUAUUUAAAACUUGCAAGAUACGGUUUUACAAUUAGACAUAGGCGCACAAUUGCAUCAGUUCCUAAGAACAUGAUUCCCAAAGACAUUACUCUAGAGAAGGCAUUGAAACUAUUGUUGGGUAAAGAUGUAAGACGAUGUGGCCGACCUAAGAGUAAGCCGAAGGUUGAAGUUAUGUAAAAAAUGAUUAAUGAUCGAGUUCGAAAGACGGUGUUCAUUCAAUCAACAUUUAUUCGUUGAGAAUCUCUUUUUAACCUCCUAAUCAACAGCUGGUUGGGCGAUUGAGCAUGUGUUUUUGAGGCAUCUCAAUUUAUUUAUUGUUGGCAAUCAGAGAUGUAUAUAAUAAUUAUUAAUUUUGUUGUAAAUUUGAUCAAUUUUGUUUUUCUAUUAUUUGUUCUUGACCUUUUAAUGUUUUGUAACUUCCUAAGAAAUUCUCUCAAACAAGCAAGGCUAAGAACUUAUUACGGCAGAAAGCAGUCAUUGAGUUUGCCCAUCUUUACUUGUAACUGCUCAUUUUGAAUCUGUGAUCUCGUUACUAAUUUAUAGU